ACUCAAAUUACAAUAAACACCCCUUUAUUAUCGGAAAAAGUAAAAUGGGGUCCUCAUUUGAUUUUUUCACUUCCGUUUCUCCCUCGGUCGAUCAUCUUCAGAUGACUUUUACAGUCCAUCAAUUUUCUCUCUCUCUUCUUCAUCUUCUCCACUAACUCUCAAUCUUACUCAAAGCUCAACCCAAUUUUCUAGGGUUCUGGUUUUAUUCUCUAAGCAUAAUAUAAAGGCUUGAGUUAUUCGGUUUCCUGAAGAAAUUCAUUGAAGGAGCAGAGAUUAAGGAAUUGGAUUUGGGUAUCGUGAAUUAUGAAAAUUUAGUUUGUUUGGAGAUGGAUAUGGAAUUGGAGGAGGGUGUGGAGUUUGAGGGAUUUUUCCAGUCCCAGAGUUUGUUAAUUAAGGAGGCGGAGGCUGCUGCUGCUGCUGCAACUUCACCUACAUCAUGCAUUGUUGAUCCUCAAAAGCGUGUUAGGUCGAAGGCUGUCAAAAGACCAACACGGCAAUGGGCUGCUUGGACACAUGAAGAGGAGCGAAGUUUUUUUAAUGCACUACGACAAGUUGGCAAGAAUUUUGAGAAGAUCACAUCCCGUGUACAAAGCAAAAAUAAGGAUCAGGUAAGGCAUUAUUACUAUCGUCUUGUAAGGCGUAUGAACAAGCUGUUGGGACCUGAUUUCAUUCUAGACGCAAGAAAUUUCAAAGAAACUAAUGGUGCAAUGCUUCGAUGGUCUGCAUUGCUGGAAAAGUAUAACUGUAAAGCCUCAAAGCUUCACUUGAAGCCUCGAAGGUUUAAGAUUAUUGUUGAGGCUUUGGAGCAACAACUUUUGAAGGAUCGGAAAAAGUACGUAAAGAAACGACGUUCUAAGGGUGAAAAAUGUUCAACUACAACUCCGGAUACUGUUUCACUACCCAACAAAGCCCCAGCAGCUGAUACCGGCGCGGUUACAGUGGUUGCUGUUGAUAGCCAAAAUGUUCCAAAAGGCAGUUCUGGGAGAGGGUCUUCAGUAAAGCGUAAUGUGAAUACUGGUAUUAACCGCAAAAACAACAAAUGUGACUUAGCCACUGUGAAGACAGCGAAGCAACGGAAAAAAACAGGCAGCUCCUCAUCUGCUGCAUACAAGAAAUGGGAAAAGGCUGCAAUGGCUGGGGUUUCCUUGGUUGCAGAUGCUGCUGAGCAUUUGGAGCGGACAACCAUCAGCAAAGAAACCUCCACUGACCGAAGAAGCUCGGAUGAGUCCUUACCCUCGAUAGCUGUUACGGCCGCGGAAAAAGGUAAUGACCCAUUUGGAGUUUUACCCCUAUUGCCUCUCUCAGCUGGUUUGCUAACUCAAGUUCCAGAUACAUGUAUGCCACCGAACUGCGGGAAACUAAAAUUGCAGUUGUUCCCAAUUGAUGAAGAUACGCGAAAAGCAUUAGAAAAGGAUGAACAUAAUCCAUUCUUGGAGCUCACUUUAAGUGCUCGGAAAAAGAUAUCCUCAGUUCUCGAACAUCUUAAUCGUAAAUGGGGAAAAUCGAGCAUAGCAUCGGGAGAGUUGUCGCUUUUCCAGUACGAUGCUCAAAGGGGGAACUUAGUGGGACAUCAAAGAUGGAAACAAGAUACUGUUGCCAGUGCUGCGGACGUGUAUACAGUGAUAGGAAGUCCUCCACUUUUCCGGCUGAGGUAUGGAUGGUUCUCCCCUGCAGACCUUACUUUGGUAACAUCUGGUAUGAAGGAGCAGACCAUAAGCUCAACUACUAUGCCUCCUCUACAUGAUUGCCAUACCUGUAUUCAUCUUAUGAAGCCCUCUGAGGGUCAACAAACCCAAAUUAUGGAGAAGAACGACGUUGUACCCUCUUAUGUUGAUCUGACGGAUGAUACAGUUAGGUACAAUGGCAUGGAUCGCGAGAACAUUAUUGAAGAUAUAGCGCAUUUAAAAUCAUGGCCUGGAAAGGAAAGUGGCAGAGAGAUUAUUCGAGGACCAUGCAACGAUGGGGACAAUCCUAGAAGAAGCAAUAAUAAUACAACAUCGGCUGGGGACUGGGCAGAUAGCCUUACACAUAUAAGCAUCGGAGAACUACUAGUUGACCAAUCUCAAGCAAUGGGAAUCAAUGAUUUCCAGUCAGCUGCCAUGGACAGCUCUGCAUUUCUUCAUCAGAUUCCCUUCAGCUGCGAUUCUUUUGAUGCUGCAAUUGCUGCUCAUAUUUAUGGUAAUCGGGACAAGCAAGAUCCUCUCUCUACUGAAGUGCCCCAUGCUUCAUCCAUCUGGGAUGCUGAAGAAACAUGUGAUGCUUUCUCAUUCCAAAAGAUUCCGAGAACACCCAUCCCAGCUUCUUUUGGGACUUCCAGACAGACCACAGAUACAAGUACAAUGGUCAAUAGAAGCACAGUUGAGGAAUUGCGUGAAGUUGACCACACAGGUGAUAACCCUAUAUGCGAAGUAGACCUGACAAAUAACAACCCUUCUGAUGCAUACAAAGUAGAUGAACACCCCAAGGAUCUUGGUGGACUUACAGAUUUAUAUUGGCCAGAUUCUCUAGGACCACUAGAUUUGGAUAUACCUUCAUCAAGAUACCAGGACCAAGAUUUGAUGCUUGGAGAUGGUGUUAGUCUCACUGGUUUGAACCGUUUGAUAGCUAGCAGUCUCGAUGCAUUUCAGAAUUGCUCCUUUUUCGGUUUAGACAAGAAAGAUCAACCACCACCGACAACUGAAGCUCGAGGGACUGCAGCCCCAUUUCUGGACUGUAAAAUUGGUGGCAAGGUUUGAGAAUUUGUAUCUACAAGUCUGGUGGAAAUUUCCCUCCCUCCUCCAAAUGACAUGCUUCGGUUGUUCUUGUUUCAAUGGCUUGAGAAGAUUAAGCAUUGCUUUCUCUCCCACUGUCAUGAGCUGAUAAUGAUGGGACUGGCAGGUUGUUCAGGUUUAAGAAGCCACUGCCAUCACAAAAAUCGUGAAUGCAAUAUGUGUUGCUUCCCUGGAUGAAGAAAAAGAAAACCCUGACCUUCUCACUGUACAAAAACAUAUAGUGCACACAGAUGACUAGUUUAACUUGUUUCGUUUGUACCACUUGUAAAUUUAGAGUGAUUUUAAUUCCAUUUCAUUUUUAUCCUUUUUAUGUUUCUA
Molecule: messenger RNA, 3089 nt
Organism: Papaver somniferum (opium poppy)
Lineage: Eukaryota; Viridiplantae; Streptophyta; Magnoliopsida; Ranunculales; Papaveraceae
Product: TSL-kinase interacting protein 1-like
Exons: 14
Coding region: 327-2735 (802 amino acids)
Biological process (GO): pattern specification process
Cellular component (GO): nucleus
Molecular function (GO): chromatin binding
Source: RefSeq, a predicted model, not a curated record